This is a messenger RNA of Mesorhabditis belari, 2022 nucleotides long. The record is from the annotation of a GenBank genome assembly. NCBI's taxonomy places the organism in Eukaryota, Metazoa, Nematoda, Chromadorea, Rhabditida, Rhabditidae.
AUGCGAACAAUCUCUUCCCAAACAAUCGAAUUCGGUUCCACGGAAAUCUCGCGAGUAACUGUAUUCCCUGAUCGAGCCGAAAUUAGACGAAAAAUCCAGCUGAAAAUUGAGCCUGGCAUCAAUGAGAUCACAAUUAAUAAUAUUUCCGGGAAAAUCCUCGAAGAUUCAAUACGAAUCUCUGGCACUGGAAUGGCUGUGAUUCACGAGAUUGAGAUCACAUGGAAAAGUGUUUCAGCAAAAGUUGGACCUGAAGAAAUAAUCAAUUCAACAUCGAAGGAACAAGAGAAAUCGACUCUAGUUGUUGAUCGAUCGACUCUUGACGGUUUCAAAGAACUUUUGCAGUUCUAUGGGCAACAAGGGAUCGAGUUUGGAGAACAAGAUCAAGUUUUAACCAUCGAAGAAGAAGAAUGUAAAGAGAAGCUUAAAGAGGCGAGAGAAAAUUUGAAUAAAUUGCUCAAGGAGGAAAGAAUUCGAAUCAUCAAAGUGUUUUUGGAAACUGAAAAAGCUCACGAAGUUGAUUUACUCUUGAGUUAUCAAGUAGAGCAAGCAAAGUGGAGGCCAACUUACGAUAUUCGAGUUGAUUCGAUGGGUGAAGAUGGGUCAAAGAUGAAUGUUAGUUAUUUUGGUCGUGUCACUCAGGAAUCGGGCGAAGAAUGGGCAAAUUGUGAACUCGUUCUUUCUACAGCGAUUCCCUCAUUUGGUGGAUCUUUGCCCAAAUUGAAGACUCUAGAUGUUUCGCUUAGAGAGAAGCGACCAGUUUAUGAUGAUAGAGAGAUGUACUCAGCGCCAAGGCCACAAUGGAGAUCUAUACAACCGCAAGGAUCAAGGACCGCAUUAAGGUCAAAUGCUGAUGAUCCUAUGAUCGAUGAUGAUGAAUGGAUGCCUGAAAUGGCACAAAUUACGGCCACCGUCAAAGAACAGACUUUGGCAUCGGAAUUCACAAUUGCUCGUCUUGUGACAAUUCCAUCGAACAAUGGAGAGCACAAGGUGACAAUCGGUGUUGCCCAACUUGUCCCUAAUCUUUUCCGUGAAUGCAUUCCAAUGAAAAACUUCAACGUCUUUUUGACUGCUUCAACAACAAAUAAUUCUUCACUUGCUUUCCUUCCUGGAGAAGCAGCGAUAUUCUUUGAUGGGAAUUUUAUCAACAAGAUCCAACUGAAAUCCGUUUCUCCGGGCGAACAUUUCUCAACUUCUCUUGGCAUUGAUCCGUCGAUUAAAGUUCAACUAAUGCCUUCGCAUAAUCGGCAAGGAGAGACUGGAAUCAUUAGCAAGUGGAACACGACAGUGAAAAAGCAAAAAUAUGUCGUGAAAAACAACAGAAAAGAAGCGGUGAUGAUCACAAUUUACGAGCAAAUCCCAAGAAGUUCGAAUGAAAGAGUCGUGGUCAAACUCCUUGCGCCUGACUCAAAAACGGCUCUCGUGACAAUCAGAAGCGAUGGAAUCGUGACAAUGCCCACCGUAUAUUAUGUUGAGAUUGCUUGUCCGAUUACGGUGGAUACUUUCCCGUUUGAUGUUCAAGCGUGUCAGAUACCAAUUCUUAGUUUUUUAUACACUCCGGACGAUGUAUUAACAAACGGUACGGUGUCUCCAGCGGCUUUAUCACUUGAUGGGGUUGAUUUUAAAUUGGUCGGAAUGUUCUGGUCGCCAAAUAUUAGAAAGGAACAGCUCACGAAAUUAAGUAUCGGUUUAACAAGCCUUGUUUCGAUGACCGUCUUGCUCGAUCUCUUAUCGACGGCUAUUCCAAAGACGAGAGUUUUUCCUUUGUUGGGUAUUUACGUCGUUGUCUGUGUUGGGAUCAUCUCGGCCGCUUGUGUCGUCAUCGUGAUGUUCGCUCUUCAAAAUCCGAGAAAGAAAAACGAUUGGGAGUUAAAAAAAGAAGCUCACGAAAGAGCGAUGGAGGGAUACAGAGAAAAGUUCUGCCGUUUCUUCAAAGAACACUGCACAGGGCGACACGUCUUCUUUCAACUCUGCUUUCAAGGCAUCAACCUCGCUGGGUUCAUCGUUUUUCUGUCGUUUUGGAAA